Messenger RNA from Panicum virgatum (switchgrass), 909 nucleotides. RefSeq lists its product as uncharacterized. Gene Ontology annotation, biological process: protein stabilization; protein import into mitochondrial matrix; protein folding. NCBI's taxonomy places the organism in Eukaryota, Viridiplantae, Streptophyta, Magnoliopsida, Poales, Poaceae. The transcript has 4 exons. The record is from RefSeq and is a predicted model, not a curated record. Gene Ontology annotation, cellular component: mitochondrion. The coding region runs from base 101 to 727 and encodes 208 amino acids. Gene Ontology annotation, molecular function: protein-folding chaperone binding; zinc ion binding.
CUCCUUCAAAAACGAAAUGAAAUUCUCCAGCCGAAGAAGGACAAAAAAAAAUCUCACGCCUGCUGCCCCCCACCUCUGACCUCUCGCCCUCUCGCCGUCCAUGGAGUCCGUCGCGGCCGCCGCGAUCGCCACCACCACCCGGUCCGUCCCGCUCCCCUUCUCCUCCGCGCCGCUCCACCGCCGGCGCCGUUCCGCCUUCCUCCCCGUCGCCGCCUCCAAGCGUCACAACGACGACGACAAGGAGGCCGCGAACGGCCCCGGGCGCGAGCCCACCGGGCUGGCGCCGUACGGGCUCUCCAUCUCGCCGCUCUCCAAGGACGCGGCCAUGGGGAUUGUGGUCAGCGCCGCCACGGGGAGCGGCUGGACGACGGGAUCGGGCAUGGAGGGGCCGCCAACGGCGAGCAGAGCCGGUGGGGCGGACAGGCCGGAGGUGUCGACGCUCCCUUGGUCGCUCUUCACAAAAUCGCCGCGGCGCCGGAUGCGUGUGGCCUUCACCUGCAACGUGUGUGGGCAGCGUACCACCAGGGCCAUCAAUCCUCAUGCCUACACCGAUGGAACUGUGUUUGUUCAGUGCUGUGGUUGCAAUGUAUUCCAUAAGUUGGUCGACAACCUGAACCUGUUUCAUGAGAUGAAGUGCUACGUUGGUCCAGACUUCCGCUACGAAGGAGAUGCUCCAUUCAACUACUUUGACAAUAACGAGGAUGGCGAUACUAUCUUCCCACUCUAAACCCUUCUAAUUUGCUCGUGUAGCUGUAUGUAAUAAGCAGAUGAACCUUCCGGAACUUGUAAUAUUAUACUGAUGUAUAUAAUUGUUUGUACUUAACUAGUAGAGCAGACCUCGCUCUGCAGAAGUUAUACAGGUAGCAGAUAAUGGAAUAGAUAUGGAAGUUUAUAUGUGUUUGGCCUUGC